AAAGAGACAAACAUAGUAAACAAUCAAUUGCAUAUUUGCAUCUACUUUCAUUUUCUUCCCCUUUCACCUCCCACAUUUAUGUCACACAAAUAAACAAUUAUGACUCUAGCACACUCUUCUAUAUAUAUAUAUAGAGAGAGAUCUCCAAUUCUCCAUGUCCAUACGUAAUAUUUAGUUCUUUUCACAUCUAAGGUUGUAAUCACUAAGAGAAAGAAAGAUGAGAAGUAAGUGUCAUCCAUUGUUAAGGGGUGUGAGAGAAAAUAGCAAAUACAAACAUGGGUUUUCAGUGGCUGAGAUGGAGUCACUCACAAGCAUAUGUGAGGUUGUUCUACCUUCAUUGCCAGUGGAUGCUAUGAACCAAAGAAAAGAUGACCAACAUGAUGAUGAUGAUGAAUCAAGAAAGCAUGUCCAAUCUUUCUUGAACCUCUCUGCUUCUCAGUAUCCAAUCCCUCAUGAGGUAGCUGAGGCGUUAGUUAAGAGGGGUUUAAUAGAAGCAGUAAUGUUGAUUAGAGUGGUUCUCUGGCUUCUGGCAACGAGGUUGGGUACUUUGUUGCUUUGUGGUUUUCUCUGUCUUAGUAAGGAAUGGCCCUUUGUCAACAAAUUCUCAAGCAUGUCUUUGGAUAAAAGAGAAAAGAUUGUGCAGAGGUGGCUCAAGCAUAGGUUCCUCACUCCUAUUAGAGUCGCUUUUGGUUACAUCAAAGUCCUAUGCCACUUUGUUUUCUUCUCUUGGGUUGAUGAAAAUGGUGACAACCCAACAUGGAAAGCCAUUGGAUAUGAGGUUUCACCUAAUGAGAAAAUGACCAAUGUCUCCAAAGAGAGUGAAGAGAGACCCCUUGAAAAGGGUAUUAUAGAAACCAUGCAUGAACAUGACUCAACUCUUCAAAAAUCUCUAUCUGACAAAGGCCUAAAUGUUAUAGUUGACUCCAAAAACAACAUCCUCAAAAUCAAAUGUGAUGCAGUAGUUGUUGGUUCUGGUAGUGGUGGAGGUGUUGCAGCUUCUGUCCUUUCAAAUGCUGGAUACAAAGUAAUUGUUCUAGAGAAAGGAAACUACUUUGUUCCAAAGGAUUAUUCAUCACUAGAAGGUCCUUCAAUGAACCAACAAUAUGAAUGUGGAGGGAUGUUAGUUUCUGCAGACUCAAGAAUACUUGUUUUGGCAGGUUCAACCGUUGGUGGUGGCUCAGCUAUUAAUUGGUCAGCGUGCCUAAAAACACCACAAGAAGUGAUUAAAGAAUGGUCAGAAAAACACAAACUUUCAAUGUUUUCAAGCUUAGAGUAUCUUUCUGCUAUGGAAACUGUGUGUGAAAGAAUUGGUGUCAAUCAAAAUUGCACACAAGAAGGUUUCCAAAACCAAGUACUAAGAAAAGGGUGUCAAAAUCUUGGCCUAAAAGUUGAUUAUGUUCCAAGAAACUCAUCAGGGAAUCAUUAUUGUGGUUCAUGUGGUUAUGGUUGUCCAAAAGGUGAGAAACUUGGGACACAAGUUACAUGGCUUGUUGAUGCUGUUGAAAAAGGCGCAGUAAUAAUAACAGGUUGCAAAGCUGAAAAAUUCUUGUUUCAAACCAACAACAAUACAAGAAAGAAGAAAUCAUGCUUAGGAGUUUUAGCAAAGACUUUAAACAAUACUAGAGUAACAAUGAAGCUACAAAUUGAAGCCAAAGUAACAGUUUCUUCAUGUGGAGCACUUUUAACACCCCCAUUAAUGAUCACUAGUGGUUUAAAGAACAAAAACAUUGGUAGAAACCUUCAUCUCCAUCCUGUUUUAAUGACAUGGGGUUACUUUCCAGAAUCAAAAAAUUUAGAUCUCAAAGGUAAAGUCUAUGAAGGAGGGAUAAUAACAUCUGUUCAUAAAUUACUAUCAUCAAAUGAUUCAAAUUCAUAUACAAGAGCUAUAAUUGAAACACCUUUAAUAGGACCAGCAUCUUUUGCUUCAAUGUGUCCUUGGGAAUCAGGACUUGAUUUCAAACAAAGAAUGUUAAACUAUUCAAGAACAUCACAUUUUAUAACAAUAAUAAGAGACAGUUCAUGUGGAAAAGUAACAAGUGAAGGAAGAAUAAGUUACAAAUUGAAUGAAAUUGACAAAGAGAAUAUAAGAAGUGGUUUACAACAAGCAUUGAGGAUUUUAAUAGCUGCAGGAGCAGAUGAAGUAGGAACACAUAGAAGUGAUGGACAGAGAAUUAAGUGUAGUGAGAAAAGUGAAAUUGAAAUUGAAGAGUUUAUUGAAAGUGUUUGUCCAAUGGAAGGAGCAUUGUUACCUGGUAAUGAGAAAUGGAAUAUAUAUACUUCUGCUCAUCAAAUGGGGAGUUGUAGAAUGGGAGUGAAUGAAAAGGAAGGUGGUGUUGAUGAAAAUGGUGAGAGUUGGGAAGCUGAAGGUUUGUUUGUUUGUGAUGCAAGUGUGCUUCCUACUGCUGUUGGUGUUAAUCCUAUGAUUACUGUUCAAUCAACUGCUUAUUGUAUCUCAAAUAGAAUUGUUGAUUAUCUUAGAAAAAGUCCAGUAACUAAGGUUAGUUGAUUUUAACUAAUCCUGUUGUUGGACUAUGUUUGAAUAUCAAUAAAUUAUAUAAGUAUUAAUA
Messenger RNA from Cicer arietinum (chickpea), 2567 nucleotides. RefSeq names its product long-chain-alcohol oxidase FAO1-like. Gene Ontology annotation, molecular function: long-chain-alcohol oxidase activity; flavin adenine dinucleotide binding. Lineage: Eukaryota; Viridiplantae; Streptophyta; Magnoliopsida; Fabales; Fabaceae. The record is from RefSeq and is a predicted model, not a curated record.